Messenger RNA from Stylophora pistillata, 1240 nucleotides. RefSeq lists its product as uncharacterized. The record is from RefSeq and is a predicted model, not a curated record. NCBI's taxonomy places the organism in Eukaryota, Metazoa, Cnidaria, Anthozoa, Scleractinia, Pocilloporidae.
UAGCCCUUAUUGAAGUUGAAUACACCGAUCAGACACUCCAGUGGUAUUUAGCACCAAAGUGAGGCAUUGGGGUCGAUGUUUGAUUCAUGCUCAAGAAGUGACAUCCAAACAUGUCAACUUUUAAUAGUCAUAAAAAUACAGUAGAUUCUGUGAUUUUUACAGUGGAGGAGAAAGCCCAGUUACUGCGCGGAGACUGCCCGCGUCAAAUAACGAAAGAGAGACUAAAGCAGUGGCUGUUGUGUCGAAAAGGAACGGUGAAGGAUGGAAGUGCGUGUUCCGACGCCACAAAGGCCGAACUCGCACAAACUACGGUCGUCAGCUAUAUUAAGAAUGGUUGGGAAAGUAAUUUUCCUGAGAAAUGGAAGCACUUGGCAUCAAAACAACCACACGAAUUGAUGGUCUCUACAACCACAGCAACAGGCACAAACAAUGCUGCUUGUAUUGUUUCUUUGGACACAGUCUGGCUACCAAUAACCCAAGCUAAGGAUAUUGUUCCUAAUUUCACAAUGCAGCAUUUCUUAGCCUAUUUCAUAGCGAGGAAAGUCAAAGGAAACGCGUCAACAAAGAUUAUAAAAAUGUUAGUUCGAAAGCAUUUGGUUUGUUUCGACAUGGACAUAUCCAGCAAAUAGAAGUCGCUUGUGAGGAUGAUAAAGUCUACUUUAAGUGUUUUUGCCUACCUGAAAGGAAGAAAAGUUUAAGGUACAAUGUAAUAAAUGACUUUAUCCAACGAUGAAGUGGAGUUUGCUAGUUGCCCUUGCCCAGCUGGUAAAGGUCCUCUUGGAUCUUGCAAGCAUAUUGCUGCACUUUGCUAUGCCCUGGAGGAAUUUGUUACACUGAAAUGUUCUAGAGAAUUUGAAACCUGUACUUUAAGACUCUAAACUUGGAAUCAGCCGCGAAAAAGAAAACUUCAACCCCAAACAGUAUAUGGAAUAGAUUUUUCGAAGAAAGUGUACAACAGAAAAGAAAGAAACACUGCUAAGUCACUUAAUGAUCCCAGACGCCCAUGUCACAGACCUAAUAAUGUUCAACAAGCCAACAUGGAACUUCUUGAGCUUAUUAAGAAUGUGAAAUCUAACAGUGGGUUCUUUACCUUGCUCUCAAGUGAAAAGGCUCAAGAAAAGCCUGAGAUAAUAUCUCCAAUCAAGGUGCAUCCAGUCUCACUUUAUGAUAUACAGGACAGGGCUAGGAGAAUAAAAGACAAACUAAGAGUAACUGAUCAAGAAAGAGAUAAAAUAAAACA